Camelina sativa (false flax) is the source of this 1106-nucleotide messenger RNA. NCBI's taxonomy places the organism in Eukaryota, Viridiplantae, Streptophyta, Magnoliopsida, Brassicales, Brassicaceae. The record is from RefSeq and is a predicted model, not a curated record.
UCUUUUAUCUUGCUCCCGUUAAGAAGAAGACAUUAUUCAUGUCUUUGCUUCUCAAUCAGCCCUCGAAGCUCUGCUUUCGGAAACCUUUGUUGGUGAGAUCCUCUCCUCAUCUUUCUGAUGGCAUCUCAUCUUUGUCGUUGCCAAUUCAUUCUCAUUCUUGUGUCUUGAUCUGCGCUGAUCCAUGCGGAGGUAAUCGCGGAAUUUCCACGACCAUGAGGACUGGUGGUUUCCUUCGAACCAUUUCUUCUUUGAAAGAGAGCGAAGAGGUAAGUGAGAACGAUAGAAAGGUGAUGGAAGAGCUGCUUAAGGAAAUGGGAACGAUAGGAUCAUCCUGUGGAUGGCUACCUACUUUGAAGGACGGCGUGUUGCGUCUCCGAGAAAUGAAUAUAAACAGUGACACAGAUCCGAAACGCAUUGUGCUGCCUCCUCUUGUAACUCUGACUCAUUGCCAAACCCAAUAUGUCACCAACGUGGCCAUGUCUUCUUAUUCUCCUCAAGAAGAGGACUGUGUUCUGGCUGUCAAGUUCUUGGGUCCUCAGCUCAGCUUCUGCAGACCGGCUCGAAGCAACUCCGAGUGGGUCAACAUCAGAAUGACAGACCCAUGCUUCUUCUCCUCCCCUGUCAUGUAUUCCAAGAAGGAUGACAUGUUUCGCAUAGCCGGCUCUGGAGGCCACCUCGUCGGAUCAUGGGAUCUCCACAACCCUAGCAACAACCCCAAGUUGCAGAGCUUGCGGUUUCAAAACCUUCCCAAGCUGUCCGAGACAAAACGAGACCUUUUGGAUUCGUGCUACACAACCGAACACCUGGUGGAGUCAGUAACCACCAGUGAAACUUUCAUGGUUAGGUCGUACAAGAAGACCGCAGAGAUCAUCAAAGGUGUCCCGAGGAAGAAAACAGAAGCAAUAAUGGUGUUCAAGCUAGACGAACAAGGAAACGCUGUUUACACUCCAAGCCUCGUAGAUCAAAGCAUUUACCUCACCAACUCUGAAGCUUUCUGUGUCCCUUUGAGCUCCCCUCUCUGCUUUGGUCGACCUAACUUCGUCAAAAUCUUUGAUGUCGACGAACGAAGAAUUUUCAAGCUGGCUAAACAAAAUUGGGAUUGUUAG